AUGGACAACUUUGCCAGCGAGACCGACAGCGACUACACCAGCUAUUGGCGGGAUUGGUUCAUUUCAUCACGCGGCAAUGAGUACUACUGCGAGAUCGAUGAGGAUUACCUCACCGACCGCUUCAACUUGACUGGUCUUAACACGGAGGUCCAAUACUACCAAUAUGCGCUCGAUCUCGUGACUGAUGUCUUCGAUAUGGAAGUCGACGACGACAUGCGUGAGCAAAUCGAAAAGAGCGCUAGACACCUCUACGGUCUUGUGCAUGCGCGCUACAUUGUGACGACUAGAGGUCUCGCAAAGAUGCUCGACAAGUACAAACAAGGCGUCUUUGGAAAAUGCCCCCGUGUCAUCUGCGACCAACAACACCUCCUCCCCAUGGGCCUCCACGACACCCCCGGCACCUCGACCGUAAAACUCUACUGCGCAAAAUGCGAAGACAUUUACACGCCCAAAUCCUCCCGUCACAAUUCCAUCGACGGCGCCUAUUUCGGCACUUCCUUCCACAACAUCUUGUUUCAAGUUUAUCCGGCCAUGCUUCCUCCCAAGACUCAACGUCGUUAUGAGCCUAGGAUUUAUGGAUUUAGGGUUCAUGCUGCUGCUGCGUUGAUGAGGUGGCAGGAGGAGAACAGGGAGGAGAUGAAGGAGAGGGUUAGAAGGGGUGGGUUGGAGACGGGGUUCGAGGAUGAGGAUGAGGAGGCUGAGGGGGAGGAUAGUGAGGAGGGGGAGGAGAGUAAGGAUGGGAUUGACGAUAUGUUCGAGGCUCCUGCUGCUGCUGCUCCUGUGCAGUAG
Messenger RNA from Aureobasidium subglaciale EXF-2481, 789 nucleotides. RefSeq lists its product as uncharacterized. The coding region runs from base 1 to 789 and encodes 262 amino acids. Gene Ontology annotation, cellular component: protein kinase CK2 complex; cytoplasm. NCBI's taxonomy places the organism in Eukaryota, Fungi, Ascomycota, Dothideomycetes, Dothideales, Saccotheciaceae. The transcript has 3 exons. Gene Ontology annotation, molecular function: protein kinase regulator activity. The record is from RefSeq and is a predicted model, not a curated record.